CAGUUCACUGGAAGCUUCCAAAUAAUUCAGACUAGUAAGCCAAAGAGACGACCACGACGACUCCAUGGAUGUUCACUUUGUGAAUUGAUCACCAAAAGGGCAAAACAAAAAACCCCACUAUAAAAUGAACUAGCUUAGGAAAACAAACCUUUAUUAACACAGAUACAUAUUGGCCUAAAGAAGCAAAGAGCAAUGGCCGCUACCCCAGCCUAUAGCCUUGUUAGCCCAGCAGUGCCUGAAUGGCUAAACAAAGGCGACAACGCAUGGCAAAUGACAGCAGCCACUCUCGUGGGCAUUCAAAGCAUGCCUGGCCUUGUUAUUCUCUAUGCCAGUAUAGUCAAGAAGAAAUGGGCUGUGAACUCAGCUUUCAUGGCUCUUUAUGCCUUCGCUGCAGUGCUUAUUUGUUGGGUCCUUGUGGGCUUUCGCAUGGCUUUCGGUGAUGAACUCCUUCCCUUUUGGGGUAAAGGUGCACCAGCUUUAGGCCAAAAGUAUCUUGUCCACCAAGCAAAAGUCCCUGAGACUCUCAUCAAGCCUUUGUAUCCUAUGGCCUCUCUUGUGUACUUUCAAUUCACUUUUGCUGCCAUUACCACCAUUUUGCUUGCUGGGUCUGUGCUUGGGCGCAUGAACAUCAAGGCAUGGAUGGUUUUUGUGCCUCUUUGGCUUGUGUUUUGCUACACUGUGGGAGCCUUCAGUCUUUGGGGCGGUGGGUUUCUUUACCGUUGGGGUGCCAUUGAUUACUCUGGCGGCUAUGUUAUCCACCUUUCCUCUGGGAUUUCUGGUUCCACUGCAGCUUAUUGGGUUGGGCCGAGGCUGAAGAGUGAUAGGGAGAGGUUUCCUCCUAACAAUGUUUUACUUAUGCUUGCUGGUGCUGGGCUACUGUGGAUGGGUUGGUCAGGCUUCAAUGGUGGGGCACCCUACGCAGCAAACGUUGACGCUUCAAUAGCAGUCAUAAACACCAACAUAAGUGCAGCCACUAGUCUUCUUGUUUGGACAUCUCUAGAUGUUGUGUUCUUUGGGAAACCUUCUGUGAUUGGAGCUGUUCAGGGCAUGAUGACCGGGCUUGCUUGCAUUACUCCAGGAGCAGGGUUGGUGCAAUCAUGGGCGGCUAUAGUGUAUGGAAUUCUUGCUGGUAGUAUUCCAUGGGUAUCCAUGAUGGUCCUUCACAAAAAGUCUAGUUUGCUACAAAAGGUGGAUGACACCUUAGGUGUAUUUCACACGCACGCGGUGGCGGGGCUACUAGGCGGGCUUCUCACCGGGCUUUUGGCGGAGCCAGACCUUUGUGCUCUCAUACUGAAAAAUCCCAACACAAGGGGUGCAUUUUAUGGUUCUAAGGGUUGGGUGCAAUUCUUGAAGCAAUUGGCUGCAGCCACGUUUGUGAUUGGUUGGAACAUAGUGUCCACCACAAUAAUUUGUCUAGGCAUAAAGUUUUUUAUUCCAUUAAGAAUGCCUGACGAGCAGCUGUUGAUUGGAGACGAUGCUGUGCAUGGAGAGGAGGCUUAUGCUCUUUGGGGAGAUGGGGAAAAAUAUGAUCCUACAAAGCAUGGUUGGCAUGCAUCUUUGCACUCAGACAUUGCACCGUCACCAAACAUCAAUAAUGGAGCAAGAGGUGUGACCAUCAACUUGUAAGCCAACUAGUGUAUCAUAGGCCACAAAAAACAAUGAGAAAACAUGCUGGUAGGACAUUGAGUGUAAGAGGUAAUUAUUUAAUAUUCCGAGAAUAAUGUUUACUUCUAUUAUGUAAUAGCAGAUUCAGUAAUUAAAUGUAUGAUGGAAUCUGCAAUUCACGUGAGAA
Molecule: messenger RNA, 1792 nt
Organism: Quercus robur (English oak)
Lineage: Eukaryota; Viridiplantae; Streptophyta; Magnoliopsida; Fagales; Fagaceae
Product: ammonium transporter 2-like
Exons: 4
Coding region: 193-1626 (477 amino acids)
Biological process (GO): ammonium transmembrane transport
Cellular component (GO): plasma membrane
Molecular function (GO): ammonium channel activity
Source: RefSeq, a predicted model, not a curated record